Molecule: messenger RNA, 315 nt
Organism: Eruca vesicaria subsp. sativa (arugula)
Lineage: Eukaryota; Viridiplantae; Streptophyta; Magnoliopsida; Brassicales; Brassicaceae
Source: the annotation of a GenBank genome assembly
AUGAAUCUUCGUGAGGUCUUGAAGAAGUCUGGCCGUAACAUUGGUAUUAAACUCCCUGCCGUUAGGUCUUAUUCAAAGCAGCUAUUCAUUGCCCUUAAACAUCUGAAGAGUUGUGGGGUUCUUCACUGCGAUAUUAAACCUGACAACAUGCUUGUUAAUGAGAACAAAUACGUGUUAAAGCUUUAUGACUUUGGCAAUGCAGUGUUUGCUGGAAAAAACGAAGUUACACCAUAUCUCAUUAGUCGCUUUUACAGAUCCCCUGAAAUCAUUCUGGGGCUCGCCUAUGACCAUCCGCUGGAUAUAUGGUCGGUUUGA